AUGAGCGACAAGCAAGAGACGCGGGAACCCUGGCAGCGAAAAUCCCACACUCGCGACGAAAAGCUCAGAACAGCACUCUGCAACGGCGGAGGCGACAUGGCCUUUCUGGCCACAUCUAUGAUUCACGCGGCCUUGGAGCCGUUGUACCAGAGUGGACACAUGUCCGACCUGACAGUGACUUGCCGCGGCCAGCAGUUCCGGGUGCACAAGGCAAUCGUGUGCUCGCAGUCGCCGUUCUUCGACAAGGCGUGCAACAGCGGCUUCCAAGAGGGCAUCGAGCAGAAUGUUGACCUCCCUGAGGAAAACCCAGAGAUCUUGGAUCGCUUCUUCCAGUUUCUCUAUGCCGGGACCUACUCCGAUGGAGAGCAUCUGGAUUGUCUACCGUCAAAGCCUGCGAUGAUGAGCCCAGCGGCAGUAUCAGAGAGUCUUGCAGCAGCGACACUGGGACCCGUUCAGGAGGGUGGUCUAGAACGCGCCAGCAUACUGUCAAACACAACGACGCCUCCAGGCAACGCCGCCAAUGGAGACGCAAGUCAUGAAAGCGUCACAUCAGCCGACCAGGCCCAGAGCGACGAAGAGGGAGAUGAUGAAUAUUCCACGACAGAGGAAAGCGAUACAGACGGAGACGAUUCAGAGAUGGAAGUGACAGAGGGAAGCGAUACAAACGGAGACAUUUCAGAGAUGGAAGUGGAUCCUCUGGAUUACGAUUCGGAGGUGUCGGAGCAUACCGAUCCAAAUUGCUUGCGUGAGUUGUAUAACAAGGAAACCAACAAGGGGAAGCUUCCUCCGGGGACAGCAAACUGCCAGGACAAUAUCCUGGUCGCGAGCAUCAUUAUCUCACUCAGGGUCUACGUCAUGGCCGAGAAGUACGAUGUUCCAGCACUCAAGUUGUUGGCUGAGAAGCGCUUUAGAGGGACCGUGGAGAACUUCUGGCUGGCAUACGAUGGCUUGCCAGCGAUGGCAGAUGAGCUCUUCGCGUCAACCCUGCCUCAAGACCCCCUCCGAACUUUUAUCGUUGAGCUAGUGGCUUCCCAGUAUCUCUUGAACCCAGCCAUCCGGGUCAAGAUGCGGCCAGUCAUGGAGAGGCACACGGACUUUGCUAUGGGUGUUCUGGACCAGUUGGCCAGUUCUGGGUGUCGUUGA
This is a messenger RNA of Thyridium curvatum, 1143 nucleotides long. RefSeq lists its product as uncharacterized. Bases 1 to 1143 code for a protein of 380 amino acids. The record is from RefSeq and is a predicted model, not a curated record. Gene Ontology annotation, molecular function: protein binding. The transcript is spliced from 2 exons. NCBI's taxonomy places the organism in Eukaryota, Fungi, Ascomycota, Sordariomycetes, Thyridiales, Thyridiaceae.